GCGCAGCUGAAGCGGUGAACCGCACCUCACGGAAAGCCGUUUCUUGCACAACGCUUCUUUCGUGAUCUGCUUGUGCACAUUUUUUUUUGUUGGUUUCUCUCAAAGGCCCAUCCGCUGUUGCGCGUGUUUGCCUUCCCUAGUUGCUAUAGAUCCCAUACAGUGAAAGUGAACGCAAGGAAGAAACUUCCUUCGCGUGUUCCGCGUUGCUUUCCCGCGCCCACACAUAACGACAAUGCCUCUCAAUCGCAGUACGCGUGACGGCGCGCUCAAGACGGAAGAAAAGGCGUUCAGGUCGUCCGAGACGUCGAGCACCAUGACCACCGACCCCAGCAGCGACAGCGACGACUCCAGCACCGUUGGAUCCUCGGGCAGCGACUCCUCCAACAGCUCCUCUUCUUCUAGCGACGCUUCCCCCAAUGAGACCCGACGUCCGGCGGCUUCGCCCACCACUACCGCCACAAAUAAUACAACGUCAGGCGGUACCACGGCCCAAGCGUCGCAGCAGCACUACGUGCACUUAAACCCCGACCUGCGGUUUGAGCGACCGGACAACGAGUACAUCCCCCUGCCGCCCUUGCGUGAUAUGCAGCAGGUGCCGACGGUGCUUCGACGCAUCAGCGUGGACAAGCAGCGCUACCCGGAGGGGCGGCAUCGCAUGCUCGACUACUUCCGGGUGGCGGUGGAGAUGUUCGUGACGGAGGUGCGGCGGGAGUACCGCCAGCAGUACCUCUCCGCGCAGAAGAACGGUAAAGCUAUGCAGCGCUUCACCUGGAAAAACAGCGGGGAGUUGGCGAUUUGCUUCGCGUGCUGCUGUGACAUGUUGAAGCUGCUCUACGACUCCAUCCAGCCCGGCCCGCUCAAGCCGCUGUGGGACGGCUUUGUGGGUCAGCUGGCCCCUUUGCUGAUCAUCGAGAGCCGCGUGCCGGUGGGCAUCCUGUCGGAGCAGACGUACCGCGUGAAGUACAUGGACUGGCAGAAGGGCGGGACGCGCUACGUGGGGGAGCAGCACUCGACGAAUGUGCGCUUCCCAUCUGCGAAAGAUCGGCGGUUGAAGAUCGAGACGUACUUGACGAGCGGGGCGGGGGUGAAGCUGGCGGUGCAGCUGCAGCCGUCCCUGUCGGCGCCACACGUUGCUGCGGCCCCCCCAGCAGCACCAGCAGCAGCGGCAGUGAGUCCACAGCCGCCGUCUGCCAUGUCUCCGACGCGCACGGUGGCAGAAGAGGCGAGGCCGCCCUUUGCGGGACGCCUGCCCGGCAGCAUCGGUGUGAAAGUUCCGCUGCCGCCCGGCGUGGUGGUGGCGCGUCCGCCGGUGAAGAUGCCAAUGAAACACUCAGCGGGGUCACACGGCCAAGUGCAGGCGAGCGCCGCUCCGCCGCUCGCUUCGACCGGUGUGAAGCAGAUGCCGCCCGAGAUGAAGCACCUCUUUUGGCUCUCGGUGCUGGCACACGUAAAAGGCGGCGAGGCCACCCGCGCCUUUCCCGAUGACCGCCUCGAGGCCCUGCCGGGGCUGCUGCGGCUGUGCGAGAUGACGGAAGAAACGGCAGAGAUGCGCAUCUUGAUGGACGUCCUGGCCGCUUCCAGCGGUGGGGUGCAGACGGCGUUUGAGCGGUUAGGCGGCCUGCUGACCUUCCGCCGCUUCGCCUCCCACUGCAUCCAUGGUGCGGAUGCGGAGGCGUUGAUGCAGUUGGUGGAGCAGCUAACGCGGUGGCGCGUGAAUGCGUGGGGCAGCACGUCUCAGCACGCCUGGCAGACGAACAUGGAUCAGAAGCGCACCCCGGAUCUGACGUGGCUGCGUACGCUGCCUCUCAUUCCGGAAGCGAAACGUGCUGCCUGGGGGGCGCUUCUGCUCGUGCUGGAGCAGCGCUUUAUCUUCCGAACUGCACGCCCGGACGAGACGGGCGGGGCCGGCUUCAAGCGACAGCGGGCGCAGAGCCAGGCGGGCGACCUGCGCGCUUUGCUGGGCGACAACGUCGACAUGCAGAAGUGGGUGGUGCCGCGUGUAAACAUUUUCUCCGCGGUGCGACUGCCGGUGGAGCUGCGCGUGCCGCCCCUGUGUUCGAAGCUAGAGGAGGAGACCGUGCACUUCCUGAACGCGAAGCGGACCUACGCCGUGGCGACGCAGCGGGAGUGGCAGGAGCGCAUCGAGAAGGCUUUGGCUGCCACCCCGCAGGGAUGCGGCGAGCUCCAAAUUCCGGUGUGGUACGAUCCGUACGAGCUGCUGAGUGUGGCGCGGCCUGACCUUGUCGAAGCGGAUGGCCCGGCGUGA
Messenger RNA from Leptomonas pyrrhocoris, 2266 nucleotides. RefSeq lists its product as hypothetical. The transcript has a single exon. The record is from RefSeq and is a predicted model, not a curated record. Lineage: Eukaryota; Euglenozoa; Kinetoplastea; Trypanosomatida; Trypanosomatidae. The coding region runs from base 233 to 2266 and encodes 677 amino acids.